Molecule: messenger RNA, 3002 nt
Organism: Entelurus aequoreus (snake pipefish)
Lineage: Eukaryota; Metazoa; Chordata; Actinopteri; Syngnathiformes; Syngnathidae
Gene: slco1d1
Product: solute carrier organic anion transporter family, member 1D1
Exons: 16
Coding region: 246-2363 (705 amino acids)
Biological process (GO): transmembrane transport; sodium-independent organic anion transport
Cellular component (GO): membrane
Molecular function (GO): protein binding
Source: RefSeq, a predicted model, not a curated record
GGCGAGGAAACACCCGCCUUAUAAAAAGCUCCCGUCUGGUCAGUCAGCUUCACGCUGCUGCUGUUUGAUGUUCACAGAGCCCCAGGAUGUUUGCUCUUCCUGCCUGGGCUGGACCUUAACCAGGUGAGAGUUCGUAGGUGAUAAGGUAGCACAAAGUCCUGCCAGGUACAACAAGCGCGCGGCUUCUUGUCCACAUCCCACUCAGGACCACCGCUCCUUCUCAGGUUGUCAAUCAGUGGAGCAUCAUGAGGGUAGAGUCCAGUCGGCAGCGUCAGCCCGGCUGCUCCAAGCUGAAGCUCUUCUUGGCUGCAAUGUCCUUCGUUUACUUCUCCAAGGCCUUUGGAGGCGCCUACAUGAAGAGUUCUAUCACACAGAUAGAGAGACGAUUCGACAUCCCCAGCUCCCUCAUCGGGGUCAUCGACGGCAGCUUUGAAAUGGGCAACCUUCUGGUCAUAGCCUUUGUCAGCUACUUCGGUGCCAAGCUCCAUCGCCCCAGACUGAUCGCUAUGGGCUGUUUGGUCAUGGCUGCCGGAUGUCUCCUCAUCUCGCUGCCUCACUUCCUGCAGGGCCUGUAUAAAUACGAAAGUAGUGUGACGCACGGUGGUGACGUGAACAGCACCGAGAGUAUCCUGCCCUGUUUGUCCAACCACACGGUGCAGGAUGAGGAGGAUCUAGCAGCCAUUGCAGGUCCACCUACACUGGAGGAGGAUCUAGCAGCCAUUGCAGAUUGUGAAAAAGCAGCGGGUUCGUCCAUGUGGGUCUAUGUGUUCCUGGGAAACAUGCUGCGUGGGAUUGGAGAGACCCCCAUUAUGCCUCUGGGGGUUUCCUACCUGGAUGACUUCUCCAGAGAAGAGAACACUGCUUUCUAUUUGGCCUGCAUCCACACGGUGGGAAUCCUGGGGCCCAUGUUUGGCUACAUGAUGGGGUCCUAUCUGGCCAAGAUCUAUGUGGACGUUGGCUUUGUGGAUUUAGACCGUGUGACCAUCAACUACAAGGACUCCCGCUGGGUGGGGGCCUGGUGGCUGGGCUUCAUUGUGACCGCCACUAUUAUCUUGCUCUCCAGCAUCCCCUUCUGGUUCCUGCCCAAGUCUCUUCCCAAGCAGGGGAAGGGGAAGAGGGACCGAGGCGCGGAGUCUGAUCCAGGGACAGAGCAGGGUCAUUUCCUCCCGGAGAUCAAGCAAGAGAAGGAGACUCCAGUUACCUUACAGGAGCUGGCAAAAGACUUUCUGCCGUCUCUGAAGAGACUCUUCAGGAACAGCAUCUACACCCUGAUGAUCCUCACCUACCUGGUUUCCGUCAACGGCUUCAUGGGCAUGAUCACCUUCAAGCCAAAGUUCUUGGAGCAGAUCUACGGCCAGGCCUCCUCCAGGGCCAUUUUCCUCAUAGGUGUACUCAACCUGCCAGCAGUGGCGGUGGGCAUCAUCACUGGAGGCUUCGUGCUGAAGCGCUUUAAGUUAGGUGUGGUCGGAGCAGCCAGGAUGGCGCUGGGGACUUCUAUCGCCUCCUUUUGCUUGCUGGUGGUUCAAGUCUUCCUUCGCUGUGACAAUGCCGAGGUGGCCGGCCUCACCGUGACUUACCAAGGAAUCCCUGAAGUGUCCUACGAUGCGCAGACCUUGUUGUCCCAAUGCAACACGGGCUGCUCCUGCUCCAUGAAGCAGUGGGACCCCGUGUGCGCCUACAACGGCAUGACCUACGCCUCACCCUGCCUGGCCGGGUGUCACACCUCCACCGGCACGGGCAAGGAGAUGUCAUUCCACAACUGUUCCUGUGUCAGCGCCAUCCUGAGUCCAGACCUGAACAUGAGUCCAGACCUGAACACGUCCACGGUGUUGGGCCAGUGCCCCAGGAAGAGCGACUGUGAGCGGACCUUCCAUAUCUACAUGGCAAUAUCCGUGGUGGGCUCCUUCAUCUCCGCCUGCGGGGGCACGCCGGGAUACAUCGUGCUGCUCAGGUCCAUUCAAAAAGACUUGAAGGCCCUGGCUUUAGGAAUGCAGACGCUGAUCGUGAGAACUCUCGGUGGGAUCCCUCCUCCUAUUUAUUUUGGAGCCCUGAUCGACCGCACGUGUUUGAAGUGGGGCACCAAGCAGUGCGGAGGCCGCGGCGCGUGUCGACUCUACGACGCUGAUGCCUUCAGGUGGACGUUCAUGGGCUUGAUCAGCGCCUUGUACUUCCUGGCCAACGCCAUGUGGGUGGGACUCUACCGCAAAAUAGUCCAGCGCCAGAAGAAGCUGGCCUUGCGAGAGCAGGCCCAGAAGAAUGUGGCGGCCCAGAAGAAUGUGGCGGAGGCUAAAGGAGUGAACGGACACGCUAGCAUCAACAUGUGCCAAAAGAAGGAGGACGCAGACCAGGAGAGCACCAUUUAGAGGCCACGCCCACUUCCUGUCCGCUAUACUUCAACUAUUACGCAAUCACCUAGCAGGACUUUCUUGCAUGUUUCCUUCUCUUUCUUUCUUUUCUCUCCCAUCCCUCUUUUUCUUUCUUUUCUCUCCCAUCCUUCUUUUUCUUUCUUUUCUCUCCCAUCCUUCUUUUUCUUUCUUUUCUCUCCCAUCCUUCUUUUUCUUUCUUUUCUUUCCCAUCCCUCUUUUUCUUUCUUUUCUCUCCCAUCCUUCUUUUUCUUUCUUUUCUCUCCCAUCCUUCUUUUUCUUUCUUUUCUUUCCCAUCCUUCUUUUUCUUUCUUUUCUCUCCCAUCCUUCUUUUUCUUUCUUUUCUUUCCCAUCCUUCUUUUUCUUUCUUUUCUCUCCCAUCCUUCUUUUUCUUUCUUUUUCUUUCUUUUCUCUCCCAUCCUUCUUUUUCUUUCUUUUCUCUCCCAUCCUUCUUUUUCUUUCUUUUCUUUCCCAUCCUUCAUUUUCUUUCUUUUGUCUCCCAUCUCUCUUUUUCUUUCCUUUGUCUCCUAUCCUUCUUUUUCUUUCUUUUCUCUCCCAUCCUUCUUUUUCUUUCUUUUCUUUCCCAUCCUUCUUUUUCUUUCUUUUCUCUCCAAUCCUUCUUUUUCUUUCUUUUCUCUC